CACAGGCCUACAUCAAUUUCAUCAUUCAAAUGUCAAGUUGCAAAGGUUAAUUCAUGGGACGAAUAGAGAUGUGCGCGCACACGUGUGGCUGUGUGUGUAAAAAAAGGAGUAGGAACCAAGCGCGCAGGACAAGGAUACAGUUACUCCCGGUAAGGGAUCUCUUUGACCGCCAUAGAUUCUGUUUCUCUUUCCGUGUCUCUUACACAUGAAUAUUUGCAUUAUCACACUGAGACCAUCGGCCAUUUUUUCCUUAUUUUUUUCGUUUAGUCUGGUUAUGAGUAUUUAUCCUUUUUCAUACUAUAGAAUAAACUAAUGGUGAUCGCCGAGCGCGCCCGGCGGUCGCUGCCCGGCGUCGUGUUACCUUCAUCCGGGCACAAUGGGUUCGUAAGAUGCCUUCUCUGUGGAAACGGAUAAUAUUCUCGGUGGCCUCGUUGCUGUGUGUUGGCUCGGUGAUCCUCCUGGUGGUGGCCCUAUCUACGGAGCGGUGGGUUACCGGGCGGAUCCUGUGUAAAACUGGGGCGGAUAUAGUGAACGCAUCCCAUCCUGAGCUAGACCAGUUCAUCGGACACAUUUACUACGGUUUGUUCCAGGGAGGAAAAACCAAGAAGUGCGGACUCGGAAAUAGGCGCUCUAAAAUCUACAUUUUCCCAAAGCUUGUGCGGACCCUGAACGGUGGCCUUCACAUGAUGGUGAUUCUUUUCCUGCUGGUGGCUGUGGGCUUCGCACUGGUCAGUCUGUCUUUUAGCAUUUACAAUGCACGCAAGGUCCCCUACCAGAGCAUCAAAGGUCACAAGGGACUCUAUCUGUGGAACUUCAUUGCUGCUCUUUUUGGUGCCCUGGGUGUUCUGUGUUUCCUGGCAGCUGUGAGACACCACAAUCUGACUGAGCAUGUGGCAAACUAUCAGGAAAACCUCUUCGUCCUCGUUGUCCUAGAUGACACUUUGGACUGGUCUUUCUGGCUUGGUGUCGGCAGCAUUGCGACUCACUUUGCUGUCUGUGGAGUGGUUGCCAUGAGUCGCAUUAAACUGCCCAAACCAGAGGUCAAAAAGCCUGAAGAACCCACUAUCUCUGCUCUGGAUCUGCUCUACUGAAGCAGACCAGAAAGCUUCAUUGGCAUUUCCAUCGCUAACGGUUGAUCAAAGACAAGAAAAAGAGGCAAACGGCAAAUCGAGCCCUACUCUGUGCCAGUGCUGUACUGUAUAGUUUAUAGGCUAAUGGCAGCCUCAUGACAUGCAUCUAAUGCAAAUUCUUACCUUACAUAUAAUUUUCUUACCCUGCGAUGGACUGGCGACCUGCCAGGGUGUACCCUGCCUCUCAUCUGCUAAUUGCUGGGAUAGGCUCCAGCUUCCAGGUGACCAUGGCGGCCUAGAAAAUGAAUGAAUGAAUAUGAUUUUCAUGUCAUGUAAAUUUAAAUUUAUUUCAGUUAGAGUUGUUUGAAGGAUUCAAGCAUGAAUCAAGAAUGUUAAUUUGUUAAAAUUGCUAUCUUUUAAUAGGUUGCUGCAAGUUCCUGGUUAAUAAAGCACAUUAUUUUUGGAAUUGAAAUUAAAGUUUUGCUUAAGACUCGUGAAUCUGUGCUGCAUACAUUUUCUAUUCUUAGACCAUUGAUUUAGAACAAAAACAACAAAUGCUAUAAAAGAGAGUGUGGACAAAUAUCAAUAAGAGCAACAGAAGAUCCGAGAUCCUUCUGCCAGGAGAGUAAAUGUUGAAAAAUAAAGUAAAUGAUAUGAAGAAAUAAAAAGUCAACAAAAUCUUGCAUUUCAGGCAGAAAACUCAUCCAGCUAAGAAAGGAUCAGAACUUGAUCUGUAUAAUAAAGCGUGGGUGGCUGCUUCAUUGAAAACUUGAAUUUAAAGAAAAGAAGGUCACAGACCAGGUUUAGACAGAAUAAUCAUGUUUGUGUUCUGCUUCUGACUUGGUAGAUGUUUCUCGCUUCAACAGCGGAUGUGUGAUUUAACUGAAAAAGCUUCUGAUUUUCCAUCACAGAAUCCACUGCUGAACCUUUGGCUCCUUUUACUUUUUAUUCUGUAAUUGCAGUGUACAGAAUGUUUAUAAUUACUUAGAAAAAAAAAAAAAAACACUGUGUGUAUAGAGAGUAAUGUACAGGCUUGUGGAAUGUGAUUUAAUGCAUUUGGUGUCCCUUUUUUAAGCUUCUCGUGUGUUAUAUUCUUAUUUUUGCAUGAAUAUCUUUGUAUCAUAUCAAACCUAAUGUUAUUGUAGCUAAGCUUCUGAGGUCAACCAACAAAUCUAUGUACAAUAUUUCAAAAAUGGGAACAGUUAAAGUAAUAUUUAUAGUUAUUUAAAACAGUUUUAUGUAUACUACUAUGUAUGCAGACUAAAAUUAAAACUUCUUUGAGCAUGUGAAAACAAGGCUUCAUAGAUAGU
Messenger RNA from Melanotaenia boesemani (Boeseman's rainbowfish), 2380 nucleotides. RefSeq names its product clarin 2 (gene clrn2). Bases 390 to 1091 code for a protein of 233 amino acids. Lineage: Eukaryota; Metazoa; Chordata; Actinopteri; Atheriniformes; Melanotaeniidae. The record is from RefSeq and is a predicted model, not a curated record. The transcript is spliced from 3 exons.